AAUAAUCAGACAUCCACUCUUAAAAUUAUUUGCGUUGCUCUCACUCACACUCUCCAUUCCACCUUAAAUACCAACUCUUCUCUUCCUCACUUUCCAUUCCACUCUCUCUCUCUCUCUCUCUCUCUCCGGACAGUCUCUUUUGCUGUACGCAGCUGAAGAAAAAAGAGUCAAGACAUGUCGAAGGACGUUGAGGUGGCGGAGCAACCCGGAUACUCAGCGAAGGACUACCACGACCCGCCGCCGGCGCGGCUGAUAGACAUGGAGGAACUGAGAAAGUGGUCAUUCUACAGGGCAGUCAUCGCCGAGUUCAUAGCCACACUCCUCUUCCUCUACAUCACCGUGCUCACCGUGAUUGGCUACAAGAGCCAGACGACCACCGAUCCGUGCGGCGGCGUCGGAAUCCUCGGCAUCGCCUGGGCCUUCGGCGGCAUGAUCUUCGUCCUAGUUUACUGCACCGCCGGUAUCUCCGGAGGUCACAUAAACCCGGCGGUGACGUUCGGGCUGUUCCUGGCGCGCAAGGUGUCGCUAUUCAGGGCGGUUUUGUACAUGGUAGCACAGUGCUUGGGCGCUAUCUGCGGCGUCGGUUUGGUGAAGGCGUUCCAGAAGUCCUACUUCGACAGGUACGGCGGCGGGGCCAACGAGGUGGCGUUCGGCUACAAAAAGGGCACGGCUCUGGGGGCUGAGAUCAUCGGGACAUUUGUUCUGGUCUACACUGUUUUCUCAGCUACCGAUCCCAAGAGGAGCGCCAGAGACUCCCACGUUCCUGUUUUGGCUCCGCUCCCAAUCGGAUUCGCAGUAUUCAUGGUUCACCUGGCCACCAUCCCAAUCACAGGCACCGGAAUCAACCCCGCUAGAAGCUUCGGAGCUGCGGUUAUCUACAACCAAUCCAAGGCCUGGGAUGAUCAAUGGAUAUUUUGGGUCGGACCGUUCAUUGGAGCCGCGAUUGCCGCGUUCUACCACCAGUUCAUUCUGAGAGCGGCAGCUAUUAAAGCUUUGGGAUCUUUCAGAAGCAAUGCCUGAGCCAUUAGAGAAACACAAUGGGAAAGGGUGCAAGAGUACUGUGAAAAUGGAAAGAAGGUCAUGGAGUUUGUAGAUAAAAAAAAUUUGCUUUGGUGAAAGGGUGCCUUUUGUGAUCUGUACAAGUAUUACUCCUUGUUUGUUUUCAACUACUGCAUGUGGGUGCAUGUAUCUAUUCUGGUGUUGCCAUCAUCAUCCAAUUUCCUCUGUUUUUUUCCCUCUAUUUUCUGCGUUUUCUCUCUCUUAAAUAAUACUACUACUUCAUGAAUUAUACGCGAUACCGAU
Rhododendron vialii is the source of this 1302-nucleotide messenger RNA. RefSeq names its product aquaporin PIP2-1-like. The transcript is spliced from 4 exons. The coding region runs from base 175 to 1020 and encodes 281 amino acids. Gene Ontology annotation, molecular function: water channel activity. Gene Ontology annotation, cellular component: plasma membrane. Gene Ontology annotation, biological process: transmembrane transport. Lineage: Eukaryota; Viridiplantae; Streptophyta; Magnoliopsida; Ericales; Ericaceae. The record is from RefSeq and is a predicted model, not a curated record.